UAAAAUGGAAAACCCACCAUUUGACGAUGAGCAGUUUUUCUCUCACCCGAAACAACUCUCCCAAAACAACUCUUAUCUUCUCUCUUUCGCUUCCUAACCUCCCUCUCUCCUCCUCCUCUGUACGCCUACAGUGAACCCUAUCGUCUCUCUCUAAGCUCCAUCACUGUUGUGCUAUCUCUCCCUUGCACAAGGUACCUGGAAACGAAGUCGUUUUAUCGUUCUCUCGUCUCGACUCGAGCAUGGAGUUGUAGUCUUUAUCAGUAAAGUCUCUCUUACUUUAUCUGCUUUGUGAAGGACAAACAUGGACUUUCACCACAACCACCUCUCAAAAGACCUUCCUCUCCAUCACUUUUCACUACAACAACAGUUACCGGAAACUUCCAGCACUGCGCCACCACCGAAUUGGCUCAACACCGCUCUCCUGCGCAACCAACCGCAGCAACCACCAUCAUCGCAACAACCUCCGAACUUCUCGGACACUAACAACUUCCUCAACCUCCACACCACACCUAAUUCCGACUCUACGCCCUCUCAGUCCUCCAACCAAUGGCUCUCCCGCUCCGCCUCGUCACUCCUUCAUCGCAACCACAGUGACGUCAUCGACGACGUGGCUGUAGCCGCAGCGACAGCCGGUGACUCCAUAAUCGCCAACGCUAUCUCGCACGACUCUGCAGAUUUGAAGAAUAACAGCAACGCCGAAACCAUGAACCACAAGAGUGACUGCGCGAUGGUGAAGAGUGGCGCCGGUGGAGUUGCUGAGCGAGUGGUAAACUGGCAGAAUGCAAGGUAUAAGACGGAAAUACUGUCGCAUCAGCUGUACGAGCAGCUCCUGUCGGCGCACGUAGCAUGCCUGCGUAUCGCGACGCCUGUGGAUCAGCUGCCGAGGAUCGACGCACAAUUGGCUCAGUCGCAGAAUGUGGUGGCGAAGUACUCAGCCUUGGGUGGCGGGGGCCAAGGCAUGGUUGGUGAUGAUAAGGAGCUUGAUCAGUUCAUGACACAUUAUGUUCUCUUGCUUUGUUCCUUUAAAGAGCAACUGCAACAACAUGUCAGAGUGCAUGCAAUGGAAGCAGUAAUGGCUUGCUGGGAGAUAGAACAGUCACUACAGAGCUUAGCAGGGGUUUCUCCUGGUGAAGGAACGGGGGCAACAAUGUCGGAUGAUGACGAUGACCAAGUGGAUAGUGAUACUAACUUGUUUGAUGGAAGUUUGGAUGGUCCCGAUAGUAUGGGAUUUGGUCCCCUAAUUCCAACAGAGAGUGAGAGGUCCCUGAUGGAGCGUGUGAGGCAAGAGCUGAAGCAUGAACUAAAACAGGGUUACAAGGAGAAAAUUGUAGACAUCAGGGAGGAAAUUUUGCGCAAGAGAAGAGCAGGGAAACUUCCUGGCGACACAACAUCUGUUCUAAAAGCUUGGUGGCAGUCACAUUCCAAAUGGCCAUAUCCUACGGAAGAGGACAAGGCAAGGCUGGUGCAGGAAACGGGUUUGCAGCUUAAGCAAAUAAACAAUUGGUUCAUCAAUCAGAGAAAGAGAAACUGGCACAGUAAUCCCUCGACUUCAACCGUCCUGAAGAGCAAGCGCAAAAGAAGUAAUGCAGGUGAAAAUAGUGGCAGCGACCGUUUCGUGUAACUGGACGAAUGAAUCAACAAGUGAUCUCCGAUCAAGGCUUCCAAUCAAAUAAUGAAACCAACAAACAUUCAUGGAACUUCCAUGGAAUUGGAAUGAAUUGCUUCUGUAAAAGAAAGACUCAACGUGGAGGAUGAGAAGGAUGUGAUGAUGAACCUAGUUUGUGCCAUUUAGAGGUAUGCUAUAAUGCUAAGCUCAGAAGACGCACUAGUAUGUAAUUUUAUUAGGGAGUUUCAGAAUUUCAAGUACUAUACUAGUUAUACUGGAUCCGGUAGGGUGAGAUCCGAUUGGCAAAAGUUUUUUUUGCUUACCACUCAUAUAUCUGUGUAAAUGACUACGGGGUUGUUGGUGUAGGGUGCAAUAAUUUUUGUAUUGUUUCUUGGAGUCAUACACUAGUGGUUAUAGCUGCUUCUUUUCUUCUUC
This is a messenger RNA of Tripterygium wilfordii, 2041 nucleotides long. RefSeq names its product homeobox protein knotted-1-like 3. NCBI's taxonomy places the organism in Eukaryota, Viridiplantae, Streptophyta, Magnoliopsida, Celastrales, Celastraceae. Gene Ontology annotation, cellular component: nucleus. Gene Ontology annotation, molecular function: DNA binding. The coding region runs from base 302 to 1621 and encodes 439 amino acids. Gene Ontology annotation, biological process: regulation of DNA-templated transcription. The record is from RefSeq and is a predicted model, not a curated record. The transcript is spliced from 6 exons.